AUGUCUGGAGGUGGAGGGUUCGUCGGUCCUGGUGGUGAUGCGAACGGACCUCAGGGGACGGAGUACACACUGCAAGGUGUCAUGCGCUUCCUCCAGACAGAAUGGCACCGACACGAGCGGGAUCGCAACGCCUGGGAGAUCGAGCGCGCGGAGAUGAAGUCUCGGAUAGGAAAACUCGAGGGCGAUGUCCGAACUAGCAAACGAAUGCAUGAGUCAUUGGGGAAGCACGUUCGGCUUCUGGAAGCUGCAUUGAAGAAAGAACGCGAGAAGGUAAAAAAGCUCACAAACAACGAGCUUGUGGAGGACCUUCGGGACCCCAAGGAAAUUGCUCGAGAGAGCAUUAACUCCCUGAAAUCUCAACGACCGAAAUUGGAGGGCGGCUCGGGAGAUCUUGAUGCCAACGCUGAAAAUCAACACGAAUACCGACAAGAGACCGAACGCGACAAGUCACGACUGUACCUAUCCAAAUGUUCGCAGGAAAUUGCGUAUCAUGUUAUUCCCUCCGCGCAUCCGCCCCCAGACCUCGGCGAGCUCGAGCUCUCAAAUCAUGUUUAUGGGAACCAACAGCUCCCCCAACAGAGCAUGGAGGAAGUGUAUCUCCAGCAGCAACGGCAAAAACAGCAGGCAAACAACCUGAUGGCACGUGAGGUCCCCAUGCAAAACCACCAGCCUAUUGUCAGACAAUACCCGGAGAACAUGGGACUGUCUCAUGCACCGAGCCAGUAUAGCCUCCCAGCCACCUCGCGGGACGUUGUCGAUAGACGAGUUAUAGAACAGCAACAAAUACAGAUGACCGCUAUGGAUGAUAGCAAACAGUCCCUGGAGAACUCUGUCCGAGAACAUGCGGGGCCUGAAAGGCAGUACGAUGGGUACGGGCCGCAAGUUCCAGCAGAGGAUGCUUCACGACCCCAACAACCCGAUGAAACCGACAACAGUGGCGAUACCGACGGCUGGAACUUUGAUGAACCGACCGACCAAGUAGUACCGCCUGAAUCCCUACCACCUCAAAGACCCGACGUUGAUGCAUUUCCCAAUGCGAACUUUGUCCGACAGAAGUCACCCGCAAGGACCGGAUCGCUCUCUCACCGAAGAAAAAGCUCUGGUGCUCGCCGGAAAAGUGAGGGUUCCGUUGAUCUAGGUACCGCGGCUGGCCCGAAGCAGGACUCUACCUUCAAAGUUCGAUUCGCCCUCCGAGGACACCUUGAUGUUGUGCGAUCAGUGAUCUUUACUGGUGGCGGUAGCCCGUCAGAACCGGAAAUAUGCACUUGCAGUGAUGAUGGCACCAUAAAACGGUGGAUCAUCCCAGCAAGCUACGGGGCUUUUGGCCAUGCAGCAAACGCUAGUAGUGACUUGGAUAUCACGAGCUACUUUACACACCGAGGACAUGUUGGUGCUGUAACUUCUUUGGCUGCAUGCUCGCCGUCCCAGAACUUUUCGAACGGCGGUCGAACGAUUGGGGACGGUUGGGUAUUCUCUGGUGGACAGGAUGCCAGUGUACGAGUUUGGGAACGGGGCAGGGUUGACCCCAAGGCUACUUUGGAUGGUCAUUCCGAUGCUGUAUGGGGUCUUUGUGUUCUUCCUGGGACGGCAGGGACUAUAUUUGGCGACUCCUCUAGUCACUACGGCGGACCAGACCGAGUUAUUCUCGCCUCAGGCUCUGCGGACGGCAAGAUAAUUAUAUGGGCGGUCAGUGCGCCGCCUCAACUAUCGUCACCACAAGCUGGAAAUCGGCGGGCUGGAGGCAGCCGACGUGCCAAUUCAAUUUCCUCUGGGUCAAACUUUCCAUCGUCACCACAACCCAGCACGGCAACAACGACUCCGUUCCAUUACACCAUGGUCCGCCAGAUUGUUCGAACGGAGGCACCAUCGCCGACAUGCAUUAGCCCAUUAUCCCUUGCUGGUAUCAAUUUCGUGGUGUCCUAUACAGAUGCGUCGAUUCUUGUGUACGAUACUAGAACCGGCGAAGAGAUCGUGGGCAUGGCUAGCCUCGAGACUUAUGAUGGAACACCAUCAACGGGUGUUAACUCCGUUGUUGCGACUACCGUUGGUUUCGAUGGGUCGGCAGGCCUUGAUCCUAGCCGCACGUUGGCUGAUGAAGAAGUUGUGCAUGGUGCCACUGGCUCAAGUGCCGUGGAGGGUGUUGUGAUCAGUGGCUACGAGGAUAGAUAUAUUCGCUUCUUUGAUGCCAACAGCGGACAAUGUACCUACACAAUGCUAGCACACCCUGCCGCCAUUGCUUCGCUUUCUCUCUCUCCCGAUGGCCGCGAGCUCGUGUCUGCCGGCCAUGACGCCAGUUUGCGGUUCUGGAACCUCGAAAAACGAAGCUGCACCCAAGAAAUCACGAGCCACCGUCUGAUGCGUGGUGAAGGUGUUUGUUCCGUGAUCUGGAGUCGCGAUGGCCGAUGGGUCGUCGGUGGCGGCGGCGAUGGAGUCGUCAAGGUAUUCUCGAGAUAA
Messenger RNA from Aspergillus versicolor CBS 583.65, 2454 nucleotides. Its product is annotated as cell differentiation and development protein Fsr1. The record is from RefSeq and is a predicted model, not a curated record. The transcript is spliced from 4 exons. The coding region runs from base 1 to 2454 and encodes 817 amino acids. NCBI's taxonomy places the organism in Eukaryota, Fungi, Ascomycota, Eurotiomycetes, Eurotiales, Aspergillaceae. Gene Ontology annotation, molecular function: protein binding.